AUGGUCAUCCUUGUCUCCUUGGCGGGCUCCUUAUCGCCUCUCUCAUCGAACAUCUAUCUCCCCGCUAUUGAGACCAUAUCCGCUGAUCUGGGUGUGAACGCAUCCCUUGUGGGGCUGACAAUCACCAUCUACAUGGUUGUACAGGGGAUUGGCCCCUUCAUCUUCAGCACGCUCUCAGACACCUGCGGCCGCCGCCUCACGUUCACCAUAUGCCUCGUUAUUUACAUAGCUGCCAACCUGGCUCUCGCUUUUACGCCCAGUUAUCCAAUGCUAAUGGUUCUGCGAGGCCUACAAGCUGCAGGAUCUGCAGCCACCAUUAGCAUCAGCACUGGUGUCAUCGUGGACAUCACAUCAUCAAAGGAACGUGGUGGCUUCAUGGAGGCGAAUGCCGGUAUGCGUAUGACGGGCCAGGCGUUUGGUCCUGUCAUCGGAGGUGCUCUGAACAGCGUAUGGGGGUUCAGAAGCAUUUCUUGGCUGCUGUCUGCCUUGAGCGUGGAGUGA
Aspergillus fischeri NRRL 181 is the source of this 501-nucleotide messenger RNA. RefSeq lists its product as uncharacterized. Gene Ontology annotation, biological process: transmembrane transport. The record is from RefSeq and is a predicted model, not a curated record. Lineage: Eukaryota; Fungi; Ascomycota; Eurotiomycetes; Eurotiales; Aspergillaceae. The coding region runs from base 1 to 501 and encodes 166 amino acids. Gene Ontology annotation, molecular function: transmembrane transporter activity. The transcript is spliced from 2 exons.